Messenger RNA from Populus euphratica (Euphrates poplar), 2872 nucleotides. RefSeq names its product probable RNA helicase SDE3. Lineage: Eukaryota; Viridiplantae; Streptophyta; Magnoliopsida; Malpighiales; Salicaceae. The record is from RefSeq and is a predicted model, not a curated record. The coding region runs from base 489 to 2531 and encodes 680 amino acids. The transcript has 3 exons.
GAAAGGUAUCAAUCCAUGACAGUGGCUUUUCAACUUUCAGUAUCAGAUGCAGCUCUACUCCACUGCUAGUAAACAAUAAGUCAGUCCUUCUUUAAUAUAUUUUUUUGUUCCAUCACUUUUUCUAUGUUGCCUGCACCCUAAUUUCUAUCAUCUUUCGGUUCACCAGAAAAUGAAAAGCUGUGCUCAUCUACUUUCAUUUCCAUCUCAUCACUUGUAUUGAUCAUCCCACAAGAUUUCUGUUUAGAGUUUAGUCCAGAUACGAUACUGCGUGCUUUCCAAGUUUUAUUUUUUUUUCUAAAAAUCCCAGUCCCCCAAUUUUCUAGCUAACAAGUAUCAAAGAACUAGAGGAGUUUCACCUCUGAUGUUCUAGGGAAAUAAUUCGUGGAGAAGGCAAUCCCUGAUCGAAACUUUUGCUGUUAUUUUCUUGGGAACCAAACAGCAACUUUUUAAGUAUUUGGGUGUGUUUUUGUUGCAGAAGGUCAGUCAACAUGUCUGAGUUUCUUGAAUUCUUAAAGUGUAUGCUUUGUUGUGUAGAAGAAAAUGAAGAAGAUCUCCUUGUAGUGCUAGGUUCAAGGUCAACAAGUAAUUCAUCAGAUGUUGGAUCAAGUUUCACUAGGUCUGUGAGAAGAGUCUCUGAUAGACUUCUGGGUUCCAAUAAUUACACAUAUGUUCCUAUAUAUUCCUGUGAUCCACCUCCAUCUUCCCCUGCAUUACCUCAAUCUUCAUCAAGACUGCUCUCACCUUCUUCAAUUCCAACACCUUCAUGGCCUAAUCCCCCAACAUCAUCUUCUAAUCAACCUCGAUCCUUACAUAUACCGGCAACAUUUUCUUCUAGACCCUCUCCACCUGCACGUUCAACAACUUCGUCGAAUGCAUCCCCUCAAGCUACAACGUUGUCAUUCACAUCAUCUCCAUUUCCACCUCCACUUUCAACUUCUUCAUCAAAAUCAUCCCAUAAAACUCAUCCUACUGCUUUCCAUCCAGCUCCGUCUCCCAAACCACUCCCAUCGUUCCUUAAACCAGGAUCUUCAUCUUCUAAACCUUCUCCAUCUUCGCCUAAAGCAUCCCCAUCUUCAUCAUCCUCUAAACAGCCCCCAUCCUUCAAACCAACUCUGUCUCAGGUUUCCCCAGAUUCAAUUAAUGAGCAGACAAAGGUCAGCUACGUGCGGGUUCAAAAGGGUAUGUCACCUAUAUAUGCGAUUCCUAAGGAUAUUGAGGACUUGAUCAAGACAGACAAGGUGCCUGGAGUUCUUAAUAAACCGCUGUCUCUUUCGACAUACAAGGAUUAUUUUGCAGCACUUCUGUAUGCCGAAGACUUCUACAUUGAGAAAUGGAGUGAAUUUAAAUUGGAGAAUAUUACUCUCAAGUUGCAACGUGCAGAAAUCAUUAAGAAGUCACGCAGGAAUGAAUACCUCAAUGAAACUUAUGAGAAGGAUGACAAGAUCUUUGUAGAAUUUGAGAUUGACUCUUGUUGUGAGAGGCGGCCGUUUCUUUUGUCCAGAGACUUUGUCUUUGCACGACCUUCAGGUCAAAAGACCGAGCCAUGUCAGGGUAUUAUAUAUCGUGUGGAGAGGAGCACUCGUGUACUGGUUGAAUUUGGUGAAGAUUUUCUUUUGCAGCAUCAUUCAACCCGUAAAUAUGAUGUUAGCUUCUCAUUUAACAGAGUUUGUUUGAAAAGGGCUCACCAAGCAAUUGAAGCGGCGUCAGAUCCUUCAUUUAGAAGUUUUCUUUUCCCUGAUGGUGUCUCCAAAAAGAUAUUCCCAAUCUCUACACCUCUCCACUUUUGCAAUCAUAAACUUGAUGUGUAUCAAAGCUCUGCAGUUCGUGAGAUUUUGAGCUUCCAAGGACCACCGCCUUAUCUUGUUGAAGGUCCACUCUGUUUAAGUAAGUUUUCAAAACAACUAUCAAGGACUGGAUUGGUAAUCCAGGAAGCAGUGCUCCAAAUUUAUCAAAGCUCGCCAAAGCUUCGGAUUCUUAUAUGUGCACCCAUUAACAGAACAUGUGAUUUGCUGAUGCAAAGCUUAAACAAUGACAUUCCUGAGUCAGAUAUGUUUCGUGCAAAUGCUGCUUUUCGAGAGAUAGAUGGGGUGCCUAUUGACAUCCUACCAUCGUGUGCUUACAAAGGGGAGUGCUUUACGUGUCCAUCUCUUCAGGAGCUCCGGAAAUUUAGAGUAAUCUUGUGUACUUUUGUUAGUAGCUUUCGGCUGCAUAAUGAAGGGAUAGCUGCUGGUCAUUUUAGUCAUAUUUUUUUGGUUGAUGCUUCAUCAGCUACUGAGCCAGAAGCAAUGGUGCCUCUGGCUAAUUUGGCUAGUGAGGAGACAUCAGUCAUCGUUACUGGUGUACCAGGAAACCAUUCAGGCUGGGUUCGCUCCAGCAUUGCAAGGAAGAAUGGACUAAUGACAUCCUAUUUUGAAAGACUUCGCAAUAGCAAGCCAUACCGGAGUUUACUUCCAAAGUUUAUCACACAGCUGGUUGAUCCCGAGAAAGAAUCAGUUGGUGAUUACAGCUAUGCAUCUGUAUCUUAUGACUAAGGUGUUCUUCCAUAUCUGCAACGCCAUGAUACUCUUAACUCGUUGGAUUUCCUGUAAGCUUUCUUAAUGCCUGGUCUUGUGUAUAUACGAGUGAAAUAAAAAGAGAGUUCUUCUAGCCUGGUCUUGUGUAUAUACGAGUGAAAUACAGAGUUCUUCUGUAUGUUUACCCAAAUUUACCGAUUGAUGUAUUUGUUUGCUUGACUAGAAAAAUUCAAGUAGAAUAAUUUUCUUUCAUGUGGUUUAUUGCUUUCUGUUGUAGUGCUGUUUAUGUGGUGGUUUUGUUUUAAUCACUUAAAAAGUUCUUUUUUUAUAUACUUAAAAAGUAGAGAAUUUAAAAUUUU